Molecule: messenger RNA, 450 nt
Organism: Darwinula stevensoni
Lineage: Eukaryota; Metazoa; Arthropoda; Ostracoda; Podocopida; Darwinulidae
Source: the annotation of a GenBank genome assembly
AUGCAUCGGAAGAGCUGGGCACAAAGGCAGAUGGCUACGAUCUACAGCCUGGCCAAUUUUGCCGGAAGUUGGAGUGAGAGAACCGAGAAUUGCCCAGACUUCAGAACUUGCGACUCCACUAUUGGAGAUAACGUGGUCUCCAGCACUUGCGUCACCGGAAUUUGGAUAUUCUACUCCGAAAGAAACUACAACUCUGGGGACUUUGGAACAGUUGAAUGGGUGUUUGGAGAUAAUUACUGUUGGAACUUGGGGCCCACCGACAACGAUGUCUCAUCCCUCAGGUAUGUAGGACGUCAAGACAACUGGAAGGAAGACGCGAUCACGCUUUAUGGACUCACUGUAUUCGCGGGCAGUGCUCAUUUAGACUUGAUAGACUCAUCCAAUGUACCGAUGUCCAGCGUACAGUCCAUCAUCAUCUCGGGUGAAAGUGAUUGGACAGUCUAUUCGUGA